GCCCUCUGCCACCCCACGCCGCCCUGCCCAGGGAGAGGGCAGAGCGGGCCCGCCCAGGUGCGCCCGGGGGUUGGGCCGGAGUCCGGAAGGUGCGCCGCGCCGCCCCGAACCUGUCCCCUAGGCCUCCCCCCGCGUGAAAGUGAAAGUGUCGGACCCGCGGAGGUCAAGGAUAGGGGGGCGGGGCCAGCGCGGAGCUGGGAGCGGGAGCCGGGCACUCGAGGGGCCAUGGAUGGGCUCGGCCGCCGCCUUCGAGCCAGCCUGAGACUGAAGCGCGGCCAUGGGGGACCGCCCCAGGACAAUUCAGGGGAAGCUUUAAAGGAACCAGAAAGGGUCCAGGAGCACUCUUUGCCCAACUUUGCUGGGGGACAGCACUUCUUUGAAUACCUUCUUGUGGUUUCUCUCAAAAAGAAGCGUUCAGAGGAUGAUUACGAGCCUAUAAUCACCUACCAAUUUCCCAAGCGGGAGAACCUGCUUCGGGGUCAGCAGGAGGAGGAGGAGCGGCUGCUCAAAGCUAUCCCCUUGUUCUGCUUCCCAGAUGGGAAUGAGUGGGCAUCACUCACUGAGUAUCCCAGGGAGACCUUCUCCUUCGUUCUGACCAAUGUGGAUGGGAGCAGAAAGAUUGGAUACUGCAGGCGCCUCUUGCCUGCUGGCCCUGGCCCUCGCCUUCCCAAAGUGUACUGCAUCAUCAGCUGCAUCGGCUGCUUCGGCUUGUUCUCCAAGAUCCUGGAUGAAGUGGAGAAGAGACAUCAGAUCUCCAUGGCUGUCAUCUACCCGUUCAUGCAGGGCCUCCGAGAGGCAGCCUUCCCUGCUCCUGGGAAGACUGUCACUCUCAAGAGCUUCAUCCCCGACUCAGGCACUGAGUUCAUUUCACUGACACGGCCCCUGGACUCCCACCUAGAACAUGUGGAUUUUAGUUCUCUAUUGCACUGUCUCAGUUUUGAACAGAUACUUCAGAUCUUUGCCUCUGCCGUGCUGGAGAGAAAAAUCAUCUUCCUGGCGGAAGGUCUCAGCACCCUGUCUCAGUGCAUCCAUGCUGCUGCCGCACUGCUCUACCCCUUCAGCUGGGCGCACACCUACAUCCCUGUUGUCCCUGAGAGCCUUCUGGCCACCGUCUGCUGCCCCACCCCCUUCAUGGUUGGAGUACAAAUGCGCUUCCAGCAGGAGGUCAUGGACAGCCCUAUGGAAGAGGUCCUGCUGGUCAAUCUUUGUGAAGGAACCUUCUUAAUGUCGGUUGGUGAUGAAAAAGACAUCCUGCCACCGAAGCUUCAGGAUGACAUCUUGGACUCUCUUGGUCAGGGGAUCAAUGAGUUAAAGACUGCAGAACAAAUCAACGAGCAUGUUUCAGGCCCAUUUGUGCAGUUCUUUGUCAAGACUGUGGGCCAUUAUGCUUCCUAUAUCAAGCGGGAGGCAAAUGGGCAAGGCCACUUCCAAGAAAGAUCCUUCUGUAAGGCUCUGACCUCCAAGACCAACCGCCGAUUUGUGAAGAAGUUUGUGAAGACACAGCUCUUCUCACUUUUCAUCCAGGAAGCUGAGAAGAGCAAGAAUCCUCCUGCAGGCUAUUUCCAACAGAAAAUACUUGAAUAUGAGGAACAGAAGAAACAGAAGAAACCAAGGGAAAAAACUGUGAAAUAAGAGCUGUGGUGAACAAGAAUGACUACAGCUACACACAAUUUCUGGACUUCAGCCCCUGCCAGUGUGGCAGGAUCAGCAAAACUGUCAGCCCCCAAAAUCCAUAGCCUCACUCUGAGUCUUGGUAUCCAGGUAUUGCUUCAAACUGGUGUCUGAAAUUUGGAUCCCUGGUAUUGAUUUCUCAGGACUUUUGGAGGGCUCUGACACCAUGCUCACAGAACUGGGCUCAGAGCUGCAUUUUUUGCAGAGGUGACACAGGUAGGAAACAGUAGUACAUGUGUUGUAGACACUUGGUUAGAAGCUGCUGCAACUGCCCUCUCCCGUCAUGAUAACAUCUUCAACAGAGAACACACUUUGUGGUCGAAAGGCUCAGCCUCUCUGCAUGAAGUGUGUGGACAUGUAAGGAUGAGAGUAAAGAGGAAAAUCUUAUUUUUAUAUGUGUCUUUGGCUUUUACUAUGGGUGGAGAACGAGGAAAAUAAGGCAAUGAAUAUGACAAUCAAGUGGACUACAAGUGGAGGACCUGGCCACGGGGAUAUGUUUGCAGUGAUAGAAUCAUGGGGGGCAGCAGCUCUACUUCUUCUAACAGGAAGGGUAAGAGAUACUGGUAAAAGCAGCAGCAGCACUGGACACAGGGCAUCUAAGUCCUUGGUUUGGAGUCAGGUGUGCUUUCCAGAAUCCUGGGAGGAGAGGCUGCUCACUGAAGGGAAGAAGCUUCAGUCUAGAGUAAUUUGAGGAUAGGAAUGUCAGUCAACAGCAGCCUGUGAAGAACUCUACAUGGCUUCCAUAAGUAGGUCUGUUUCCCCAUCACUUUCAGUUUGCACUAGUCUUUUACCUUCAGUCUUGGACAUCCUACCUCCAACUGAUCUUUAUUUUGAGCAGCACAGUCCAAUUCUUUAGCUAAAGGUGAAGGGAUCUCUGCACUGAUGUUCUUCCCCUUUGAGAAAAGAAUCGUAAUUUUAAGAGUCUGAAGGAGUUUAGUGGUCACCUAGUCUCUCCUCCCUUGAUACCUCUACUGAUACUUUCUACUCAAGCACUGGGAAGCUUUUUUUAGAAGAAUCUUAUCUUCAAAAAUUCUACCUUUUUUAAUGUGUGUAUUUGUGACCCUCAGAAGUUCCUAAAUUCUAUACAAAGAACACAAAAGUUUCUGGAGGGUGGAACCGGGCAUACUGAAGUUCAAGCCAAUGUAAUUUGCUUUUGGGAGUGCAGAGACCUACUACAGGUGGCAGAUGUCCCACUGUCCACACACCGUGCUUAGCUACACUAUUAUUCUUCACAGCUUCUAGGAAUUACAUUUUUUUUUGGUAGUUUAUGGCAGUGGUGCCUAAAUAUAGUUGUACCUCCAAAGGUUUCAGAACAGGAACUGGAAUCCUGAGAAUCUUGUGAAAAUAUCCUCUUAUGCCUCAUCACAAAUAUACCAAAUCAUCUCCAGUGAUAGGACCUGGAAAUCUGUACUUUCUUAAAAGGUUCUUCAGGUAAGGUUUGCUGAGGUUUAUUACAAAUGUACCCUUGAUUUGAUGCUAAUGCUGUAUUUAGGGCUGAAGGAAGCACACACUAAAUAUCCCAGUGCUUUUCAGAUUCCAUCUAUGCUGAAAAAGAAUCUAGGAGAAUAAACACAUUACAAUUAGCCCUCAACAUCUUGCUUCAGAACUUUAGCCCACUAAAGCCCAAUAUAGUAUAGGAGAGAACACUGCACCAGGAUUCAGAUCUGGAUUCUAAUUUUUGUUCUGAAAAAUAGCAACUGACACUGGCAUGCCAUUUAGCCUCUCCAGGCCUCAAUUUCCACUACAGAUAAUACCUGAUGUGUCAGUAAGACAACUGACGUAACUUGGCCAAACAAGUAGAAUUAUCCUUCCUCCUUUGUCCUGCUCUGUCCUAGCUUUUAAUACUUGGUCUGCCCUAACGUUUUCCUGUAUGUAUUUCUUUAUCCCAGAUAUUGGAACAAUUGCUAGCAAGGAAAAGUAAUGACGGAUUUUCAUUUCCCAAUAUAGUCUGGCAGAGAAAUGAAAGGUUUACUUCUCCUUGCUAAUUCAAUCUACAUGGUAUUGAUGGAAUCAUUAAAAGUGCAAGCAAGCAGCGUUCUGGCUGCCAUACAAGACAGUGUAGCUACUGUUUAUUCUUGAUUAUGGGACAGGAUAUAGAUGAAAAUCAAUAAGAUACCUCAUUUUAGCCAAUAGUUUAAAUCUUUUCUCCUGUGUCCCUCUUCUUCAAGCAACUGAAUUAUCUGUAUAAAAUGGAAACAUAUCUGGUUCCCAUUUCAAACGAUAGUACAGAUACCAAAGAGGAGAGUGCCAGAAAAGGAGAGUACAAAGUGACCCCUUAGAGAGGCCCAGGCACUUGCUGAAAAUUUAGGGGAAGGGUUUGAGAUUUCUAAAUGACUGAUAAUCACACAGGUGACAACUACAACACAAAAAAACCACUGACAGGAAAAAUGAACAUAGUUCUCCUUUUUAAAGUUUCUACAAAAUAGAAAUGUCACAAGACACAUCACAACAAUGCAGUGGACCAAAUUUUCUUAUUAAAGAACAGAAAUAAAUUUUGCUUAAAUUUAAAAAAAUAACAUUAAAACUUAGUUUAUCUUUCCACUGAAUAAAACUGAGAAAAAGUUGGCUUUCAGAUCAUAUAUUUAUUUAAAAAAAUAAAAUGGGAAAUUGACAAAGUUACCACAUUAUUCUGCAUGCUAACAGGAUUUCCCAAGCCUGUGAGAGAAUCAUUUCUUGAGCAAUUAAAAAAAAAAAAAAAAAAAAAAAAAAAA
This is a messenger RNA of Pongo pygmaeus (Bornean orangutan), 4382 nucleotides long. RefSeq names its product DENN domain containing 2D (gene DENND2D). The transcript has 12 exons. The record is from RefSeq and is a predicted model, not a curated record. Gene Ontology annotation, cellular component: cytosol; nucleoplasm. The coding region runs from base 226 to 1632 and encodes 468 amino acids. NCBI's taxonomy places the organism in Eukaryota, Metazoa, Chordata, Mammalia, Primates, Hominidae.